Mesoplodon densirostris (Blainville's beaked whale) is the source of this 2864-nucleotide messenger RNA. RefSeq names its product myeloid zinc finger 1. Bases 376 to 2685 code for a protein of 769 amino acids. The record is from RefSeq and is a predicted model, not a curated record. The transcript has 6 exons. Gene Ontology annotation, biological process: regulation of transcription by RNA polymerase II. NCBI's taxonomy places the organism in Eukaryota, Metazoa, Chordata, Mammalia, Artiodactyla, Ziphiidae. Gene Ontology annotation, molecular function: DNA-binding transcription factor activity; RNA polymerase II cis-regulatory region sequence-specific DNA binding.
GGGCCCCUCAACCGGGAAGGUUCGGGCGGGGACGGGGGCGGCGGCCCAGCGGGAUCGGGAGCGUAGGACAGGUGCCUGGGUGCCCCCCGUGGCCGGGCCGAGCGCUGUCGCGCGCGGCUCGUCAAUCACUGCGCGUUGCCACGGCGACAGAAUCUGGAGUCCCCGCCCCCAGUUGCCAUGGCGGCACCCGGGCCUGCCCCGGCUCCCUAAAGCAGAAGGUGCCCGCCCAGGCUUCUGGUAAAUGUAGUUCAGGGAGCUCCGCAGCGCCGGCCCGAUUACGGAGGCCCAGCUGUCUCCUGGGGUUUCAGGUUGACUUGGAACCUUGAGGAGCGAAGGGGGAGACGCUGGCCUCAGGGCCCCAGCCUGGUCUUUCCAAUGAGGCCCACAGCUCUGGGCUCCCCGGGCCACGCACCCCCAGAAGAUGAGGGGCCCAUCACGGUGAAGCUGGAGGAGUCUGAGGAGGAGGGUGAAGCCGCCCCAUGGGAUCCCGGCCCAGAGGCUGCACGCCAGCGUUUCCGGCACUUCCGCUAUGAGGAGGCAGUGGGUCCCCGCGAGGCGCUGGCCCGGCUCCGGGAGCUGUGCCGCCAGUGGCUGCGGCCCGAGGCGCACUCCAAGGAGCAGAUGCUGGAGCUGCUGGUGCUGGAGCAGUUCCUGGGCGCGCUGCCCCCCGAGAUCCAGGCCCGCGUGCGGGGACAGCAGCCAGGCAGCCCUGAGGAGGCCGCUGCCCUGGUCGAGGGCCUGCGCCGGGAGCCAGGAGGGCCCCGGAGAUGGGUCACAGUCCAGGUGCAAGGCCAGGAGGUGCUAUCAGAGAAGAUGGAGCCCUCCGACUUCCAGCCCCUCCCUCAAAUCACACGUCGGACUCCAGAACCUGGACUUGAGAUGCCCCAUGGGGCCACACAGGAGUCGUCACUGGGCCUAUGGGUGAAAGAGGAGCCUGGGGCUACAGAGGAUCCAGAGCUUCUGGACUCUGGGCCUCUAACCAACCCCCAGGAGGCCACUUCCACUGUCCUACCUGAGGAGGCCCAGGGCUGUGGCGUGGCGCUGGACCAGGCCUCUCCCCACUGUGAGACCGGGCCGGAGGCGUCCUCAUGGACGGAGCACGCUGAGGCCCUGUGGCAGGAGGAAGCUGGGAGCAUCUUCUCCCCGGUUUCAGGUCGCUCUAGUUCGCACCGUUUCCGCAGGGCUGGAGUGGCUCUGGGCACAAGUGGGUUCUCUGUCAUGAAUGAGUGGAUCCCCUUCUGCAAUGCAGGGUUUACACUCCAGAUGGACAGCAUCUCUGCUGGCCCAGACACUGUGAGCCCCCACGUCCACCUCCCCUGGGACCUCGGCGUGGCCAGCCUCACGGGCCGACUCGAGUCACCCUCCCUCGAAGGUGGCUUCUCACACGCGCUGGUGCUCUCCGGCGACCCGGGAGGUGAGCAGGACCCCACGUACGACCCCCGCCAGGGCGUGGGCCCCGGGCUGGCCGCCGCUCGCUGGCGUGCCCCCAGGGGCCGGAGCCGGGGUCGAGGUCGCCCCAGCACAGGCGCCGGAGCCGUGCGAGGUGGCCGCUGCGACGUGUGCGGGAAGGUGUUCAGCCAACGCAGCAACCUGCUGAGGCACCAGAAGAUACACACGGGAGAGCGGCCGUUCGUGUGCGGCGAAUGCGGCCGCAGCUUCAGCCGCAGCUCGCACCUGCUGCGCCAUCAGCUCACGCACACCGAGGAGCGGCCGUUCGUGUGCGGCGACUGCGGCCAAGGGUUCGUACGCAGCGCGCGCCUGGAGGAGCACCGGCGCGUGCACACGGGCGAGCAGCCCUUCCGCUGCGCCGAGUGCGGCCAGAGCUUCCGGCAGCGCUCCAACCUGCUGCAGCACCAGCGCAUCCACGGCGACCCCCCGGGCCCCGGCGCGGCACCCCCCGCGCCUCCUGGCGCGCCGGAGCCCCCAGGUCCCUUCCCGUGCAGCGAGUGCCGCGAGAGCUUCGCACGGCGCGCCGUGCUGCUGGAGCACCAGGCGGUGCACACAGGCGACAAGUCUUUCGGCUGCGUGGAGUGCGGCGAGCGCUUCGGCCGCCGUUCGGUGUUGCUGCAGCACCGGCGCGUGCACAGCGGCGAGCGGCCCUUCGCCUGCGCUGAGUGCGGCCAGAGCUUCCGGCAGCGCUCCAACCUCACGCAGCACCGGCGCAUCCACACGGGCGAGCGGCCCUUCGCCUGCGGGGAGUGCGGCAAGGCCUUCCGCCAGCGGCCCACGCUCACGCAGCACCUGCGCGUGCACACGGGGGAAAAGCCCUUCGCCUGCCCUGAGUGCGGCCAGCGCUUCAGCCAGCGUCUGAAGCUCACUCGCCAUCAGCGGACGCACACCGGCGAGAAGCCCUACCACUGCAGCGAGUGUGGCCUGGGCUUCACGCAAGUCUCGCGGCUCACCGAGCACCAGCGCAUCCACACAGGUGAGCGACCCUUCGCCUGCCCGGAGUGCGGCCAGAGCUUCCGGCAGCACGCCAACCUCACGCAGCACCGGCGCAUCCACACGGGCGAGCGGCCGUACGCAUGCCCCGAGUGCGGCAAAGCCUUCCGCCAGCGGCCCACGCUCACGCAGCAUCUGCGCACCCACCGGCGCGAGAAGCCCUUCGCCUGCCAGGACUGCGGCCGCUGCUUCCACCAGAGCACCAAGCUCAUCCAGCAUCAGCGCGUCCACAGUGCCGAGUAGCCAGCGCGCGCUGCACCCCCUCUCCGCCCUCACCUCGUUCCUCCGUGCAGGGGGGCGGGGGGGACUGCAGAACACCUACCUCGCGGGGAUGCUGUGAGGCCUGUGGUCACGUGGGUACAAGCCAGCCCUCUUAGGGCCCGGUGCCCAGUAGGUGCUCAAUAAACAGUACACGGAACCUG